Messenger RNA from Cladophialophora yegresii CBS 114405, 1155 nucleotides. RefSeq names its product 26S proteasome regulatory subunit N9. NCBI's taxonomy places the organism in Eukaryota, Fungi, Ascomycota, Eurotiomycetes, Chaetothyriales, Herpotrichiellaceae. Gene Ontology annotation, biological process: ubiquitin-dependent protein catabolic process. Gene Ontology annotation, cellular component: nucleus; proteasome regulatory particle, lid subcomplex; cytosol. Gene Ontology annotation, molecular function: structural molecule activity. The record is from RefSeq and is a predicted model, not a curated record. The transcript is spliced from 2 exons. The coding region runs from base 1 to 1155 and encodes 384 amino acids.
AUGUCCAAGCACGAUCCGGAGGCCAUCUCCAACUUCCUCGCAGACCAACGGGAUGAAGCACCGGACGCCUUGCAACACAUCUUCAUAACCUUUGAAGAUCUUUGGGACCGCAAGCUAUGGCAUCAGUUGACAGACAAUCUUCUGGAGUACUUCAAAGACCCAGCAAGCGAAAAGCAAAGACUGCCCAUCUACAACACCUUCAUCAUCAGUUUCGCGGACAAGAUCAACCAGCUCAAACUUGUCAAGUUAGCACUAGGUGCUUCAGCGCAAAUCCAAGAUGACACCGAACGAAGUCGAUUCCUAAAGACGCUCGCGGCCAGAGUCGACAAACCAGAUUCAGAAGAAGCCCACGUCUACGCCAUCACCGAACUAGCCAGCGUCUAUCUGAGAUUAGCGGAGAGAACAAAAGCGAGAGAACAGCUGGAUAACGCACAGAAGACCCUGGACCAGUUCGACUUUGUGGAGAACGUGGUUCAUGCAGCCUUUUAUCGGGUCAACGCCGACUACUUCCAAGCCGAGAACGACUACACCUCGUACUACCGAAACUCCCUCCUGUACCUUGCUUGCAUAGACGAGAGCAAGGACCUCACGGAAAAGGAACGGCAGAAAAGAGCAUACAACCUGGCAAUUGCGGCGCUGGUGUCAGAUCAGAUCUACAAUUUCGGAGAGCUGCUGCUACACCCAAUCCUGAGUGCUCUUUCCAAUAAUUAUGCAUGGCUAAGAGAAUUGCUCUUUGCUUUCAACAGAGGCGACCUGGCUACGUUCGAUCGCAUGUCCAAUAAUCUCAACAAUGACGAGACCCUUGAGUCACACCGCGAAUUCUUGUGGCAGAAGAUCAAUCUGGCGGCACUGACGGAGCUGGUGUUUAAGAGACCACCGCAUGACCGUGCAAUGACGUUCAAGACCAUCAGCCAGGAGACAAAAGUGAAGCCAGACGAGAUCGAACACCUGAUCAUGAAGGCUUUGAGCUUGGGCUUGGUACGAGGCAAGAUCGACCAGGUUGCCGAGGUAGCGCGAAUCAACUGGGUGCAGCCUAAAGUGUUGGAGCGCAGUCAAAUCGAGGGUAUGCUCGACCGACUGAAGGAAUGGGGCGGGAAUGUCAACGAUCUCGGCCACUGGAUAGAAGGCGUUGGCAAGGAUGUCUGGGCCUCGUAG